This is a messenger RNA of Miscanthus lutarioriparius, 300 nucleotides long. The record is from the annotation of a GenBank genome assembly. Lineage: Eukaryota; Viridiplantae; Streptophyta; Magnoliopsida; Poales; Poaceae.
AUGAGGGAGCUGAUGCGGCGCCUGAGCUUCUCCAACCGCGUGAGCGACGGCAGCGGCGGCGUGCCCCGCGGGUGCGUGCCGGUGCUGGUGUGCGGCGACGGCGACGGCGAGCGGUUCGUGGUGCGCGUGGAGGCGCUGCGCCACCCGUCGUUCGCGGCGCUUCUGGAGAUGGCGGCGCAGGAGUUCGGGUACAAGCAGGAGGGCAUCCUCCGGGUGCCCUGCGACGUCCGCCACUUCAAGGAGGUCCUCGCCGCCGUCUCCGUCUCCGUCUCCGUCUCCUCGCCGCGCUCUCGGAACUGA